UAAAAUUGGAACUUUAUCGCGCAAAACUAACUUGCAGAGGGAAGGGAUCAUCCAUCCUACCUCCGAUUCACUGCGUUCCGCCUUUAUCCCCAAAAAUCUCUGUUCUUUGUCUUGCAACAUUUAACAUUUCUCUCCACAAAAUCUUCUAACCCUCCCCUGUUUUGCAGUUUCAUGCUUCUAAUUAUCGGUUGUUUUUUGUAAUUUUUUAUUGAUUUACAUCUAACAUUUGUUCUUCCGAGUUUCUUUUUGUUUGUUUUGGGAAUUGAAGUAAGCGAAGAAGAACAGUCGAAGCCUGAUGGGAAGUCACAAGUCAAAAUCCUCCAAAAGGAAAAGCUCUGAGAUUCUUCGAAGUAAGAAGAGUAGAAAAUCGAAGAAGAAACCCUCACGUCGCCACCGUUCCAUUUCAUCCUGCUCAGAUGAUGAUUCUGUAAGUUCAAUAUCUUCCUACUCUUCCAGUUCGGAAGAGGACUAUAGAAGUAGGAAAGGUGGUCGUUCACGCUCACGAGCUGAUGUGAAAAGUAAAAAGAAACGGUCGGAGAGGAGGGUAUCAUCAAACCGGGAGAGCAAAGAGGAUUCCGCCCCUUCGAGGAAAAAGAAAAGGUCGAAAAGAAAACGUAACACUGAACAUAAGGAGAAGCAUCAAAAGAAGAGAAGGAGAGAUUUAAGUAUCAGUUCUGCUACUAGUGAUUCUUUGAGCUGCUCAAGUUGUGAAAGUGAGCCCAGUGAAAGUGAGGAGGUUGAGCUUGAAAGCAGGUCUAGGAAUAAGAUAAGAGAUAAAAUAAAUCCAGAUAAACAUAAAAUUGAAGCUAAGGAAAGUAGAACCAAGUCAGCCAUUUCUCUUUCAGCUGAGGACCAGUCCGACUUCAACAGUGUUUUUCAAAAGGGGGAGGAACAUGUGAGCUUGAAUCAUGGUAGGCGCCUAAAAUCUGUCAUUACCGUUGUAGAACACCCACAGCAGGAGGAAAAUGAGGAGAACAAUCUAUCUCAAAAUAAUGAAGCAGAAGAUAAGUUAGAAUGCCGUUCUGGUAUUGUAUCUGAUAAGAGCAGCUUGGUAAAGAAGAUGAUGGUUAAGGAAGAUUGUGUCAUCAAUGAUGUAAUAAGUGGACAUAGAUCAAGUGGGAAGAGAGUUUCUAAUCUCUCUAUAAAUCAGGAUGAGAUGAAGAGCCUAGAAGGAGAAUCUGAGAAAGAAGGGAGAGUGAUUGACAGUGUGGUCUCUGUUAAUGCAACUUCUUCAGGCAGUAAUGACCUUGAGCUGAUUUUGAGGCAGAAGGCCUUGGAGAAUCUGAGGAAAUUCCGAGGAAAGGUUCAAGCAGAAUCACCAGUUACUGUUUGUCAGAAAGUAAAUCAAUUGUCCCUUUCAAAGCCUGUAAAGCUUGGCAAUAUGUUAGCUGAGCAGGAAGGUUCUAAGGAUGUAAAAGUAAUUUCAGUUGCCGGACAGAACAGCAAGAGUGGAUCUAGUAAAGAAAUAUUGCAUCCCAAAAUUGUUGAAAGAGAGAAUGUGACAGAUAAAUAUAAGAAACUUGAACCUGAAGUCACUAAACCGAGUCAUAUCCAAAAGUGUGAUGACUAUGCACUGUCUAAGAACAUUAGUAGAGACGAUCACAGUAAAGCAUUUGCUUCCCAUGAUGAAUCUAAAACUGAUGUAGCAGAAAUUCACUCAACAAUGGAAAGAGCAUUUUCCCAUAAAAAUCCAUCGGAUGGCAACGACAGUGCAAGUCAUACUCUUCCUGAGAUAAAUAAUGCCACAAGUUCUGCUAUGGUUGGACCUACUUCUGGCAUUAGAACAUUGGAAGAGCAUAGUUCUAAGGACCUUGCUGAGGUCAAGGAUGGCGGACAGUUUCAGCAAAAGACAAUGUCUGUCAUGAGGAGUGGUGAAGUGGUACAGGUAUACAAUGUUCUAUCUAUUUCUGAUUCAUCGUUUUCAAAGUUUAGGUCAUGUUUGGACUCGAAUGCUAUCUCUGUUUGACCUAUUUACUAGGUGAAGUACAAGGUGUACAUCCCUAAAAGAGCUCCUGCAUUGGCUAGGAGGCAACUCAAUCGGUGAUUCAUGGAUUUGUGCAACUUAGAAGAUAUACUUAAUGAAUGGGCACCAAAUGGUUGCAUCGAUCAGGGGGUUUAUGUUUUCUGGGUGCAUCCUACUAAAUUUAGACUAUUUAGGCAUUUCAAAUCGAUAUUAAUGGGUUACUUAGAAACUUACACAUUUUGAAGUGCGACCUACGCAUAUGUUUUACAUGUUCUUCUCAUUUCUGACCAACACUAAGAAAAUUGGAAUCUUCAUCUCUCCAAUGAGAAUUUGCUUUGUUUGCUUAUACAUUGUUAUUUUAAACUCCC
Molecule: messenger RNA, 2331 nt
Organism: Cuscuta epithymum
Lineage: Eukaryota; Viridiplantae; Streptophyta; Magnoliopsida; Solanales; Convolvulaceae
Source: the annotation of a GenBank genome assembly